CCGGGAUAUGGAAGAUCUUAUGAUCCAUUCUAAAUCUAGUUCCUUGGGUGAAAUUUACCUGUCUUCCCAAAUAAUUCCGUACGUACCUGAAGUAUCCACAUCACCUGCAGUCCAUCUGGCCAACACGACCCACGGUAUACAUUCCCCAGCGGCAGCUAUCUAACAAAGAUCUCUCUUCCUCUCUGAUACACGCCUCAAGCGCACUUUACUAGUUUUCUAGUGCUAAACUGCUAUUUCAUCUCGUCACUGCACUGUACGUGAUUAUUCUCAAGAAUUACCUUUCUGGUGCAAGUACCAUUUGCCUAGAAAUUCUCUCAAUAUCAUCCAUCUCCAAUCGGUGUCUAACCUCUUUUUGUUUCGCUUUAUUCUUCCUUCGGAAAAGUUACACCUGUUUUUUUCGCUUCGAGAACUACUUUAAAUGUACAUCCAUCUACAGACCAACAGAACACUGUACUAGCUAUAUAUACAAUUACAAAAUAACUACCCGAUACAGCCCAUGAGUAUCCAUCGACCAUCCACAACUCCCUACCAUCAAAGUCUCGUCGCCGAUCAGAGCCAAGGUUUCGGCGCUCAUUUCAAAUAGCCCUUUCAAAGAACUCUACGUGAUUAAGGAUAAACGUAAUUCGCGCUCUCUUGACCGCAGAAAGAUAUUCCAGGAUUCUGAACGAGGUGGCUGCCUUGCAUGCCUCGCAGGCACCCUUCUCCCGUCGAAUGUCAACUGAAGGCACCCAAUCUCCAAACACCGAGGGUUACUUUCCAACCACACGUCAAUACGUCGAUGCAAGACAAUAUUUCUACCUAAUCUCUUUGGGUUUCGUGCGUUUCCAUCCACCGCUGAUCUUUCAAGUACCUAAUUUCCAGAGCUGUGGACCCCAAAACGAAAUAGUUACCAAGAACUCCUUUAUCGCAACUGGACCAAUCAGAGCGCACUAUAAGCGAAUUGACGAGACCAGAGUGACGCCGAAACACUCCUGUGUCCAAUUGUCCAAGCCACCCUACAUCAUAUCGUACUUAAAUAUACGCCUGGCAGGGCUGUUGUCCGACCCAGGAACCGGGAAGAUACCAUUGCCAGGUCACAGAGACGCGGCAUACAUCUCAUAUCCCUAUCAAUUUGACCACUCAUUAUCAAUCAUAUUUAGGCUGAUCAAAUCCACUACUUCUCCCACUCUAUCCUUCAACCGUACAUACCCACAUCUCACCCUGACAUUUGGAUACCACAUUACUCCUAUCAUGGCUUCGUACAAAACUGCCGUGCCCGGCAAGUCCUUCAAGACGUCCCUUAUGUACUCGGUCCCAGUACGACGUCUUAAGGAGAUACUUAGCCAUGUGGUACCGGAUAUAAAAUUAGGGAGUGUCGAAGAAUUACCCUCUACCCAGCUACCCAGACUAUACACUCUCAACAUGUCGAAUGAUAACAAACUUCUCCUAUCCUUUGCGCCCAGCUUAGCAGUCCGGCUCUUGAGACACGAGACUACGCUUCAAUAUUCCGAAGCAACACUCGUGCAUUUCCUCGAGACGUCGAAUCAGAAAGCCAAUUCUGCAAAUUCUGAGGGUAUGGAAGAUGUAGAACAUGGUAUAGCAUCCAAAAAGCUAGAAGACGUGGUGCCAAAAAUGCUAAAGCAUUCAUCCAAUAAUCGAGAGAUGGCAUAUCCAUACACAAUAUUUGAACCGACACCUGGGAAAGCAUUGUCUGCCCUCUCGGUAUACCUCAGUCUACCGGAACGUCAGCUCAUCGAUAAACAAGUCGGAUCACUGACGAGAAGCUUAGCCUCUCUCACCUCACCCAACGGCAAAUUCGGCACAGCAGCUCGAGUUCUCCCAGACCCCUUCAAACAAUCACCCCCUUCAGCCCCCUUGGGCGAAGGCUCCACAACCUGGUCAGAAGCUUUCAACACCUUGCUUGAAUCAAUUUUGCGAGAUGGAGAGGACAUGGCGGUCUUGCUCCCAUACGAUGUGGUGCGAUCACACUACCAACGCUUAUCCUGGCGCAUGGACGCCAUCAAGCUCCCUAGAUUGGUACUACUCGAUCUAGGCGAACGAAACAUCAUGAUUGAGAAUGGAAUUAGAGAUGGUACAUCACACAUCCCUACUGAAAGUCUCAAAUUGACAGGACUGCGGAACUGGAGUCAAGGAAUCUUUGGAGAUCCACUACUCUCAAGCGUAUUUGAAAACCCAAGUGAAGGUUUUCUUGAAGGCUGGAAAGCAGGAGAUGAGGGAGAUGAUCUUAUCGAGGACAUGGACAAUGCACAGGUGCGACUGUUGCUCUACCGCUGCUACCGAGCGGUAGUAGGAAUAGUGACGGAGUACUACCGACCACAAAGCGACAGCAGUAGACGCGAGUUAGAAAACAGGAGGAAUUUAACAGCAGCCUUGUCAGAGCUGGAAAAGGUGGACGUUGCAGUCAAUGAUAUGCUCAAGAGAGCGCGAAGCCUGAGCUCAUCCGUACCACCGGAGGUCGAGGGCUCCAAGAGGCGGAAAAUUGGUAUCGAGGAUUUGGUCGAGGAAAAUUGAAGCUUACUAGCGUGUUUGAUGUAAUUAGUGAUACCCAGGCAACAUUAAUCUUAUCUUGUAAUUCUUUUCAAUAUUUAUUCGGGUCUUUUCCCUCGACUUCUUCCCUC
Molecule: messenger RNA, 2618 nt
Organism: Sclerotinia trifoliorum
Lineage: Eukaryota; Fungi; Ascomycota; Leotiomycetes; Helotiales; Sclerotiniaceae
Source: the annotation of a GenBank genome assembly